Rotaria sp. Silwood2 is the source of this 1203-nucleotide messenger RNA. The record is from the annotation of a GenBank genome assembly. Lineage: Eukaryota; Metazoa; Rotifera; Eurotatoria; Philodinida; Philodinidae.
AUGGUGCUGCUCCAACCACCAAAAACUGUUUGUUCAUUGAAUUUCCUUCAGACUCUAAAGAUUGCACAAGCUUUGGCUGAUUUAAAACCCAGUUAUGUUCGACUUCCAGGUGGUAAUGAUCUUGCAGGACCUAUUAUUCCUGAACGUUUUAUUUGGAAUAAUACUAUUGGUCUUCUUGUGAAUCGACCAGGUCGAAGAGGAAUAUGGACAGGUUAUAAUACUGAAGGUUUUGGACUCAUUGAAUUGUUAACCUUUGCUGAAGAUAUCGGUGCAACUCCUAUUCUAGUAGUUUAUGCUGGAUAUUCAUUCGAUGGAAAAGCGGUACCACACAAUCAACUUCAACCUUAUAUUGAUGAAGUUGUUAAAGAAUUAGACGUUUUGACGACAUCCGUCAGUGAUAAUAGAAUGGGUGCCUUACGCGCACAUUUAGGUCCUAGUCAACCAUUCAAUAUCAAAUAUGUUGAAAGCGAUAAUGAAGAUUGGAUUGGUCCUACUCCAAGCGCAUAUAGCUAUCGUUGGCCAGCUUUUUAUAAUGUUCUUUCUCAAAAAUAUCCUAAUAUUACUUUUAUUGCAACGACAACUAAAUCUAUUAACUCUCCACCGGCUGUCGAUGAUCAUGAUUAUCAAGUUCCAUUAUUUUUUAUACAAAAUUUUUUUAUCAAUGAUGAUGAUUCAAAAAUCAAUGAUGCAUUUACAACUGGUCGACUCGAUUUUCCGUCAAUUAAAUCUUCUGUUGCUGAAUUAAUCUAUCGAAUUGGAUUUGAACGGAAUUCAGAUAUUAUCAUUGGAGGUUGUUAUGUUCUAGUUCUUCAAAAUAUUGACAAUACACAAUGGACACCAAAUUUAAUUGUCUUUAAUGCUGAUUUAAUUGUUAAAUCAACUUCAUAUCUUGCUCAAAAAAUGUUUGGUGAAAAUCUGGGUAAUAUUAUGCUCAAUUUCACUGCUACUAAUAGUACUAUCACUCAUCAAUUUGUACAAAAAAGAGAAGAAGGAGUCAGUAAAUUUGGUAAUCUUUAUUUUGUUGCAACAAAAUGUACCAAUGAUAAUACACUAAUCGUUAAACUUGCAAGUGUAGAUUCAAAUGAUAUUGCUAUUAAAAUUCAAACACAAGGUUCAACAACAUCUUCUGUAGGUCUUGCUUACAUUUUAACAGCUGGUCCAGAUAUCGUUCCUUCAACAAUUUAUAAUAAUUGGUAUUGUUAA